CUAUUCUAUUUUCAUAAGGUAUUAAUAUCUGAGGACAUCUUGUAAAAGUAUAUUUUAUUAAUAGUAUCAUAGGUGUAGUGCUUAGUGAUGAAGUUAACUAGUCUUUGUCUUCAUGUUCUAUUGGGCCCUGGACUUACUAGUUUUCUCCAGGUUAACCUGGAGACCGGUUUUCUUCCUCGAGUUUAUUAACACAUGCUGUGGUUGGAAGACUGAAGCUAGGGAACAAGUGAGUAAUGUAAACAUACAUCAGAUUUCGUUCCUGAUCUUAGAAUUCAGCUAACUUGGCCUUCCGCAAAAAAGAAAAAAAAAGGAAAACUGAGAAAUUAGUCUCCAUCACCCGCCUUUAACUGUGCUUCACUCCCACAACCAUACAAAAUCCAAUCCCAAACCCUCCUCCACAUCUUCGUCCCUGCCCCUCUAUAAAACAGAUCCCAGCCCGCCCACCGCUCCCCAGAACGGCAGUGACGUCACCCUAGAGAAACGCAUGCGCUGUGCCUCAGGGCAUUUUUCCAAUCAGUGUCCCCGACGCUUGGGGCGGUCUCGGGUGCGGCGAGAACUACGAUUCCCAUAAUCCUGUGCGGUGCAGGGAAGGAAGAACGGGGCUGUGCGAAAGAGGCUCGGGAGGAUAGCGGGCUAGACUUGGCCGCUCCUCCUUCCGAAGCGGUUUUGCACCUCUUUUCGCCGGAGGCGUCGGUGGCGACGGCGGCGUCGGCGCUCACGCAGGGGCGGGUCACGGCGGCGCGAAGCGGUGCUCGGCGGGAAGGGAGGUCGUGGCUGUGGCGGUGGUGGCGGCGCGGACUGCAGCGACGGCGGCGGCCACAGGGACAGCAGGAGCAGCGGUGCUGUCAGUUAGGCCGUCGGAGAAAUGGGAGACCCAGGGUCCGAGAUAAUAGAAUCUGCCCCUCCAGCUGGGCCUGAGGCAUCUGAGUCCACAACGGAUGAAAAUGAAGAUGACAUUCAGUUUGUUAGUGAAGGACCAUUAAGACCUGUUCUCGAAUACAUUGAUCUGGUCAGCAGUGACGAUGAAGAGCCUAGCACCUCUCAAACUAAUAGAAUGCCUGAGUCUAAGGUGCCAUCCUCUGAGAAUCAUCGCCCAGAAAUGUGCUCUAGCUGCAGUGUUCCUCUUCCCAUUGGAGACAGCAGCUCCUCCUCUGGGAGUUGCACCAGCAGUCCACAAAGGAUAGUUUCUCAACCUUCUUCUGUUGAGAAUCCAUUGGAGAGCCAGAAAAAUGAUACAAAUAAUUCAGAUAUUAAGAUCUCUGAGACAGAGACACUUAAACCAUCACAAAAUUAUCAGACUCUGUCUUCAUCUCCACUUCUGGUCCCCCAAGAAUCUUUGGCCUCUUCAGAGGUCAAGGAGGAUUUACCUCCAGAGUCUUCAGCUUCGCAGCAUGGACAGGAUGCCAUCCUCUAUCUCCAAACACAAGUGGCUGAGAUGUCCCGAGUGAUACGUGAUCUGCAGUCCAGGAGCUGUUUUAGAUUUCAUCAUUCUAGGCCAAGUGAGAAUUCCUCAGUUCCUUGGGACAUCUCUACCUCCAAGGAAGAAAAUUUGUCCACAGCUGAAGAAGAAGCUGACUGCAAAUCCCCCUCAGCUGAUGACAAAGGACAGCCAACCGACCCCAGUCAGUCUAGUUUCACAGGUCUUUUGAAGAGAAUGGAACAAAGAGGUGUUAUAAAGAGAGUAACGUUACAGUCUGAAGCAGAAUCAUGUGAUGGGAAACCUGAUUAUGUGACCUCUAAGAAGCGUUUGGUUCCUCCUUUGCAUCCUCUUCUGAGAAUUGCCACCACUGAAGUUUUUAAAGACCCUGCUGAUUGCCAUCCUUCUUCCUUCAUGGGACACAGGGUAUAUCCUGUGGCCAGGGAUACCUCUCCUUUCCAGCCGAAUCCACCAGCUGAGGGCCCCAUUGUAGAAGCAUUAGAGCAUAGCAAAAGAGGAAGCACAACAUCUCCUCUAGAUUCUACCUCAAAAGAAAUGGAGGUCAUGGGUUGUAGAUUCUACCAUGCUGCUUCCAUUGCAGCCCGAGCUGCUAGCUACAUGGCCUAUAUGACUCAGUAUCAGCGUAAACUCUGGGAAGACAUGGAAGAUCUGGUCCAUGACCCAGAGUUUGAUCGUGGAAAAGCAAGAUGUAUAAUAUCUGAUGGUAUGGAUGCAGGCCUUUGGCAGCUUUGUACUACUAGGGACAUAAUGGACUCUGUAGUCAGAGUUAUGGCAAUGGCAGUAGACUACAGAAGGCAAGCCUGGCUCCGACUUACAUCUCUCACUAAGAAAACCCAGGAGAAGAUCUCACACUUGCCCUUUGAUGGUGCUUCCCUCUUUGGACAAGAUGUGAAUGCCGUUGUUGCAGAAGAAAACAGUAUAAAAGAAAAUGACUAUAAAGACCACAACAAAUACUAUAACCAACAUCGAUACUUUUAUAGUCAUGAUCAGAAAGCACAUUAUCACAAUAGAGGAUACUCCAAAGGGGAUUGGUACAAAUCCCGAAACCACCCCUAUAGAUACAGAAAAAAGGGAGAAUCUCCAGAACGCCAUGGUUACAAGAAUUAAUAGCCUGUUUAUGUUCAGCAGUGUAGCUGUCCAACAUUCUAAGUAUUUUUACUUCCUCCCGGCUCAAACAGGAUCUACAGGUAGGAAGUCACCUCAGAAACUGAAUGUAUGUCUGGACUUGCCACCGCUGACAUUUGAAUUCUAGACUUUUGGAAUGAAGUAUAUAAUAAAGAGAACUUUGCUUUAUUGGCCAAGGGAACUGUAGAGACUUUCAUCAGAGUAGGUUUGGACAAAGAUUUACCCAUUAUUUCUGGUCCAAUAAAGUCCAGAGGAGGGUACUCAGGAAUCUGAAUCCUCCUGUAAUUAAAGGAAAAUAUAAAGAUUUGUUCCUCAGGAAAAUCUUGCUGAUAAAUUGAGGACUAGCAGAUUUGGGGUCUGGAAAAAUAACCGACUACUAGAUCUCUGUUUAACACCAGAGGCAAAUUCUUCGUUUUUAGGUCAUCAGUGCUUCCUUGUUCAGGCUUCAGCUUGUCAGAUUUUCACAAAAUGACAAAUCUGUUACAGUCUCUUUAUGUCAGAAUGAUCAACUCACCAAGAGUCAGCUCAUACUACUCUCAAGCUCUAUGAGACUUACAAAUCAACAGUGAAGCUGUAUAUCAAGAACUGGAAUAGAAAUCAAAAUUUGCCAAAUCCAGUUUGCUUCCAGUGGGAUGGCUAGAUGUCACAGGUCUACUGUGGACACCAGCUGGAAAAAGACUUUUCUACCUGUAACGUUCUGUAGAAAUUUUCACAGUAACUGUCUUCAUCAAGGCUGAUGGCUACCAUACCAUCACCACUCAAAGUUACACGUGAGAGAAUUCUUUGUUGUCAUCACUUAAAAGUUUCUGACCUAUCAAGCUCUCAUAUAUAAACAAGCUGUGAGACCCAGAAAUGGUGUUCUCUCAGGAUACUCUGGGCCUUUCACCAAGAUGACCUUUUAAAACAAACCUACCUUCUAAACAGUUAACUUUUUUGAGCUUGAUAAUUCAUCACACUCUAAAUUCAAAAAUAUAUGUACAUUUUAAUGUGCCCUGAAAAUAAAAGAUGUUACUCACAUCACCCAGGCAUGCAAACCUGAACUCUUAAAAAAGAGCAAGAAUUCCAAACAUGCCUGACAAUCCGGUCCUCUUAUUGUAAUAAAGAGGGAUGGCAUCAAUCAAUGUUACUGAGAAAUUCCUAAGGUUUAGAGUGUAACUGUGGAUGUAGUAAAGAGAACAUCUCACACAGUUCUGUUUCUGGAUAUCUGUUUAAAUGAUGUCCAUUAAUGAUUUCUUGAAAGUCUGAAAUUAAGACGUCAGCGACAUGGUCUUAGUUUAUUGGUCCCUUCAUCUAGUCAGACUUACCAUGAGAGAUGACUUACCUUUUUUGCUCCUGAUGGGUUCAAUUAAUAGUUCUCCAUCAUACUGGAACUGGCAGCAGAUACCUCAGUUAUAUGUCCCACGAUCUCUUUUUAAUCUCAAGGCAGUGGCUGUAUGGUAGACCAGCCCUUAGAUCAUUGUCUUCGCAGCAUGACUUCAGAAAUGGAGAAAAUGCCAAGUUUGAGGGGUCUGAAUAUAUCACCUAGUGUUGUUAUUUGCUUGGCAGCCAAAACCAAUGUUUCUUUUUUAUUGACAGACUUAACAGUUUUGUAACUUGUUUGUCAAACAUCUUUAUUUUUAUCAUCUGCUUGAUCAAAGUAUUUUGGGUGUACUGUUAGUGGCAUAUAACACUGUUUUAGGGUUCAUGUGUUUUCUAUUUCUUGCCAUAGUUCUUGCAUAGUGGUGAUUGACAGUUUCCCUGGUGCCCCACUUUUUAAUGGUUUAUUGGAAGCUCAUUCUUCUUCCCGUUAUAACCAUAUUCAGCACCCUUUUUAUCUACUUUGCUUUACCUGUUUGUGCUAUAGAGGUUGAAGAGGCAAAUAUCCCUACUUGGAAGAAGUUACUUUGUUUUGUCAGAUAAUUUCAGGGUACUGUAUUAGUCCUAUUGGUAAAACCUAAACUACAGUCUUGAUAGAAGAGAUUAUUUUGCAGAUGAUCGGUUAAGUCAUAUCUAGAGUUAACAUUUACCUUUAUUUUUCUAUAUUUUCCACCAAGUUUUACUUCUUUUUUAUGUCCACAACAGUGCUUUGGGAACUCUCUAGUUGAACUCUUCAAAUUGAAGUCUAGAAGAGCCUAAGAAAUCAUACAAAGAUUUUUAUACUUCAUGAUAUGUGCUACACCAGUCAGCCUCAUGUGCCCGUGACACGGCACUGUAGUUUCCUCUGAAAGGACUAGCCACUGGGGAACUCUCUGGAGAGAUAUAGAGCUCGGAACUAUUCUAUAUGGCUACACAUGUGUUCCCAAUUAGCUAAGGCUACUUCAAACUGCUACUACUUUCCCAUUUCUUCCCUUUCCUUCCCUAAAUUAAAAUCUGGUCACAAACUUAUUUUUGAGGUACUCUUAUUUUCCAGAAACCAAACCAAAAUAAGUGAUGCUUGGAGAUAGAUAGGAUUCUCUGAAACUGCUUUGUCACUUCUGCUUAAUAAGCCCCUUCUUUUUAAUUUUUUAUUAUGGUUGAAAAAGACAGUUUACCAUCUUAACCAUUUUUAAGUGUGCAGUUCAGUAGUGUUAACUAUGUUUACAUUGUUGUGUAGCUACUCCUUUCUUAAAUAUUUUAUAAAACAGCAUGCUGUUCUCUUCCUCUUGUGUUAUGUUGCUCAGUAAUAAAGAUGAAUAACGUUGCUUUAUCACUCUCUAAUUGAUACGCGCAAGCCUCUCCAGAGAAUUUUUUAAAAAGUAACAGGUAUUGAACAACGAAAUUAUUGAAUUGGUGAUCAAGUUGGUAACUUCUGAAAGGAUUUGCCAUUUCAGUGGGGAUAGUAAGGACAGAAUGCUGUAGAGAAGGAACAGUUUUUAGCUGUAGAUUAUUCUCUUAACUACAGAAGAAACAAUAUCUUUAACCUGUUUGUUUUUUAUUUUAAAAUCUUUCUCUGGCAUACUUGAAUGAUGAUGGUGUUACAAAAUUAAAAAUUGGGAUUAGGACUUGGUUUAAGGAGACAACACCAAUAGUGUAUGAAAUUCAUAAUUAGUCAGAUAAUAAAUUUUCAUAUUGUGCCUGCCAUGUGCAGAACCUAUGACAGAAUUCUCCGUUAGGCCAACCUCUUAUGUUUAAAUACGUACUUCCAGGUUUUCUACAAGGUCUUGGAAUGAUUGCAAGUUUAAUGAUUUGGUAUUCUCAAAGGGGAUAUGUUUAAUGAUCCUUUUUCUUCAAAAUGUUAUUUCUUGACAUAGAAUGUAUGUGGAGACAAUAUGAUUUCUUGUAGUUACUGUAUACAGAGAAGUACUCUUUUCAUUAAUUGUUAUAUGAAGUGCCUUUUAAAAUUUCAUACACUUGUUUAAAAUUUAACAUUUUGAUGUCUUGCAUAUGUUGCUGGUAAUAUGUGAAUUUUUUUUGUGCAGUAUUUUUAAUUUGUAGUUUAUUCAUUUGUACAAUUGCACUAACUAAAUGUACUCUCCUUCUGAAUGUUAGUUUGUUUUCUUUAUAGCACUGUUGCUCUAUUUCAGAAGGUUGUCCGAGUAUGUCUCUCCUUCAUUUAAAUAACUUCACAGUAGUUAAUUUUAGUUAUCAGUGAUUGGCUCAGUUUUUGGGCAUUAAGGCAACUUUGUUUUUUAUCUGUAGAUUUCAAGCCUUUCUGAAUGAGUCAUUUGUCUCAUACCUAGCCAUGGUAACAAUUUAUAUUUGAUAAGUGGAAAUGCUUGCUUGGUAAGAAGAAAAAAGGACAUUAGAAAAAAGCGGUAAAUUUGCUGAUACUUUAUCUUUUUUUUUCCUAAGACACUGAGACAGCUUUUUUAGUGUAAUUGUAUUUAAAUUUUUAACUAUGUGACAGCUUCUUUAUCAGUGUAGUUCCAUUAUUAGCUUCAAAGUGACAUUUUGAGAGGAAUAUAAACUCUUUCAGGAUUCUUAGAUGCUAUUUAGUAUAUUACAUUAGUACUCUGCUAAUAACUUACUGAAUGAUGCCUAAGUGACCUGAUUGAUAAUGUCCUUAAGGUCCCAAUACAUCCAGAAAAACCCCUCAGGUACUAUAAACAUGGAGAUUGGAAUAGACAUAAUCCAGAAUCCCUUACAGCUAUAGAAUUGGAUAGAGCUAAAUGACAUGGAUGAACAGAGUUAAAUGCCACGUUUAGUAUUCUUGAGGCUAUAACUAAUUGACUGGGAUUCUGAUGAAGGUUAGAAAUUAUGGAUUAGAUCUUUAGAAAGAGUUUUAAAGAUUGCAAUAACUGAAAACUUUUUUUUAAUGUGAGGCAUAUUUUGCCAGUGACUUGCACUGUUUAGAUUCCCUCGUCUUUUGAAACUUACCAUUCUUUACUUAAUGUUAGCAGCUAGUCCAGUAAUCGAUUGUCAUAUCUAUGCAUCUUACGCAUGUCAUUCAGUUGGCCAGAUCCAUUCUAUAUAGUUUAUCAUUAGUAGAUAUGCAAACCAAUUCUUCAUUUUUCACUUAAGAAAAUAUACAGAUGGAAGUUAUGGUGAAAUAUCAUAAUAUACAGGAAACUGAUCACUAUUGAUGCAAAUUUUUUUAGUUACUUUUUUUCAGAUAGAACGAGUUUUGUAAGCCACUAAAAUAUUCUUUUAGGGAAUUUCCCUUCCUGGGUGAAUGAUGAAAAUAUUGUUUUAUUAGAUCUUUUUUCUCUUAUUGAUUAGUGGGAUGAUAUUUUUGUACUACAUCUUUUCAUUUGCUUGACUUUAUAGUAAUGAAAACUUUUUUAUAGUAGUAUUUGUUACCACUGAAGCAUCUUAUUACUGGAAAUUAUGUUUGCUUCCAGUUGGAUAUAUCUGGGAGUGAUCACAGUCCAACCAUGUCCUUUUGAUGUUAGCAUAUCAGUUAUUUCAUUUUUUGUAUUGAUCUUUUCUUCCUCUUUAUGUGACAUCUCUUUCUAGAAGGAUGUUUGAUCUUCCCUCAAUCUCUUUGAUGUAGAUAACAUUUUUUAUUCUACCAGUAUAUACUAGUCAGGAUUUUGAUGUGGCUUUGUAUUUGUGUAUUUAAAUACAAUGCCUUCAGCAUUAUUAGGAGAGAUUUUCUAGUUUUCUCUUAUAAUGUCCUUAAAAAAAUAAAAGCGAGUCCAGUCUCUCAAACUAUUCUCUGGCUAUUAAACUUUCAUCAGUUUUUAUACCUUCUUGUUUAAUGGUAAUAUUAUUUUCUCGUUUCUACAUAUUCACACAAAUGUUUUAUGACAUAUAAUUUGUGGUCAUUUGCAUCUUUUCUCUGUAUAAAGAUUUUAUGCCCUUCACCAUGAAUUUAUAGUACAGCUCUGACAUAUACUGUAUCUUAAAAUUAGCCAGUUUUCUCUAGGUCUUAAGGGCUUUACUGGUUUUGUUAAGGUAACUGCCUAUUUCAAAUGGUCUAUUAGAUUUUCUGAUGCCUUGUUAAGAAUUCAACAAGAGUUCUCAGGUUGUCUGUACUUAUAAUACUUUUAGGACUUUGGCGAUCUCUCAAGUUGUAUUGAGUUGUCUAAUUGUGAGUAUAUUCCUUGGUAGAGGUGAAAGUAAAUGCUUUAUAUCUGGUGAUAAUUUAAAACAUUCUCCUUUGACCUUAAAUACUUCAAGUGUUAUUAUGUUAUGAGUUCUCUUAGUAGCCCCUUUAUAAGACUGACUUUCAUGUGCUAUUUUCCCUCUACCCUCCAGGAGCUAUCAUAUGCUUUCUGUUUUUAACCAUUACCAGUAAGAGUGGUUUCAUCACAGCAUUCAAUUUUAAGGGCUACAAUUCGACCUCUUGUUAACUCCCACUUUUAUCUGUUGGCUGUGUUUCACACUACCUUGAUUUAUAAUGUAGUGUGCUAAAAUAACUAUCAUGUUUGUGGUCCCUUUAUUUAUACGCCCUUUUAAUUAGUGAUGCAACAGGAUGUGAAUGAUGCAGAAAAACCAUUUUCCGAGUCAAUAAUCAGUUUUGAAUUUUUAGUUCUUUUAAAAACAUUUACAUUAAGCUUCCUGCUGUUAGGUGGGCAGCCCAUUCUUUUCUGUCUUGGGUAGAAUAUAGUUAAUUUGUAAUUAGUUUCAUUUAGAAUCUUAGCACAGACCAAUCAUGCAUGUUGGUCUUUGUUUAAUGGCUUAUAACAGCGCCUCUUUUCUUUUACUUUUGGCAAAUAUAUUUUGACAGAUCUUGGAAGCACCUUGAUAGAUAGUCUUAGGUCUAAUUGCCUUCUUCCUGCCUGGGAAGGAAGUAGAGGAGAGAACCUGCAUAUAUAGAGCUUAUAUUUACUAGGCUCUAGGCACUCUUGAGGCAAAAAUUCACCCUAUUUUGCAGUUCAGGAAAUGAAAUUCACCGGUAAGUAACUUUCUCAAGUGGUGGAACCAAGGUUUGACUAUAGAGCCUCUUCCUUCAAAGUCUCAAUUGAACAUUGUACUGGGCCGCUUCCGUGUGUUUCUCAAGGCCCCACUCAAGUCUUACCUCUCUGAUAAGCUAAUUUUACAUAUACAAAUCUUUGUCUUCCCUGAACUUUGUGUUUAUGUCUGUAUUCUCAUCCCGUAGUACUCGAUGUCUUAACAUUAACUAAUUCCUGGUUAUUUCACUUUUUUUAUAAAAACCCUAAACUCUUAGUUCUCCCAUAGUGGUUUCAUUGUGCUGGACUAAGAUUAUUCUUAGUCAUUGGCUUCUCUUUCAUGUGUUUAUUUGCAUUCUGUUUAUUUUUAGCACUGAUUAUUUUAGUCAUUGUUCUUAUUGCUUGUUUUUUUCUUACACCUUUUUUGUUACACCCGUUUUGUUUGAAAUAUACACUUAAAAUUUUUUUUACUAGUAACUUAAGGAUAUUGGUUUAAUGGGAAGAAGGUAGAAUGAUGUAAAGCACAUGGUAUUUGAAUUCCAAACACCUUUAUCUGAGGAUUAGCAAGCCAUUUAUUCUGUUACCCUCCAUUUUCCCACUCUCAGAUGAGGUAAUGCCCAGAAGUACUUUGACAACUCAAAAGCCCAGUAUAGAUUUCCUUUCUUUAGUAGUUGUGCUGUUUCUAUACAUAUUCAUAGAUUUCUUGUAACUGUGGGAUGGUAUUAGAUAUAAAUACAGAUACAUUUUAAGAUGUAUUUAGUAGCAUGUAAUAGUUCAUUUCUUAUCAUCAGUUCAUGUUCCCCUUGUUUAGUUUUUUUAAGGCUGAAUCACUAUAUUACAAGCCCAACAGUGGACUGUCAUUGAAAGACAUAUUUAAAGUAAAAUAGUUUUUUUUCCCCUCAAGUGCAAGCUAAGAAAUGUUCAUAAUAAACAAUAAGAAAAAUAAAGAAUGUAGAAUGAAGAGCUAGGAUAUGUAGGUAUGUUUAUAAAAUCUUUGAUGGAUGGUAUUUUGUCAUUUUGUGUCAGUGUUGGAAACAAUAAUCUUUUCAUUUGUCAAACAUCUUUUUCAGUACUUGCCAUGUGCAGGCAGGUACUGAGGAAGGUCUGGGGAUACUGGGAGUUAAUAAGAGACAGUAUAUUCUCUUAAGAAGAGAAAGAAAUACCAAUACAACAUAAUUAUCCUGUUUAGAGGAAUGCCUGUGAUGAGGUUGGGACAAAAGAGAGGUCCAUCUAGAGGGGUCAAGGAAGCUUACCAAAUUCUUGAGCUGAGAUUUGGAAAAUGAUUAGAAAAGAGUUAGUUGAACUAGUGGAGAAACAGGAGCCAGGCAUUCAGGUGAAGGAAUCAAGUGUGUGCAAGGGCGUGGGGAGCAUCGUGUUUCUGGGUCAGAAUUGAACAGCCUUUAUGAGACCAGAAUUGGAGGAGAUUAAGGUGAAGAAAGGAUACAUUAUAAAAAUGUAUUAGUUCCUGUCUAUUCAAAGUGUACAGUUUAGCCUUUACUUGUAAGGUUAUAGAAAUAGUUUGUCUAGAGGUUGCUUUGUACCACAGUCCGCUAUAGACAUCUAGAGCAAUUAUUUUUCUUCCCUGAACUGAGCCAAAGGAGGGCUCUCAAUCAUUGUACCUCCAGCCCCCGGGACAGACAGUUCAAGCAUUGAACUAGAACUCAGGCACUGGUAGAGAACAACUUUGAAGAUGAACAGGAUAAUGUCACUGAAGUGGAAUGUGACAUCCCAUUAUGGGUGUAUAGGACCCCUAUUGGCAGUGUGUCCUCAGUGUAGCUAAAUGUGGGUAAUUUCCCUGUGUGUUGGCUUACAGAUAAUUUGAGGGUGGACUUGGGGAGGAAAUGAAGAUAUUUUUCAAAUAUUGCUUCAUUGGAGUUUGGAGGUAUUGUAUUGAAGAAGGACCUGUGACCUUGUGCCAUUGGUAUCUCCAGCAGCGCUAAAAACACAUUUUGUCAACUUCCUGUUUUUUGCUGAUUUGAGUUUCUUUCCUUUUUGUUGUUGCCACUGUCACCUUUUCUUUGCAUAAUUCAUCCAUUCUGUGCCAGAGGGAGAGCAGUGGCACGCAGGGUUAAAAAGUUGUAACUUCUCUUUGCUUUAUAUUCAGAGAUAUUUAAAAAUUCCUUUAACUUCCAAGGUUACAUUUAUUUAUUUUUGUCCUGUACUGAAGAAAAAUUAAAGUCAUUCUUCCUAGGAGGGGAUUUUUAUAAAUACAGAUAUCAGUGGUUUACCCGAAAGACAGUACAGGAAGAAUCUUCAUUUAACAGGCUUGGUGAUACUAGUCUUCUUAACUUGAGUAAAGUACUUUAUAGAAUGGGAUAUAUCUGUAUGUAUGUUUUAAAAUUUGUUCAUAUAAAUCAGUUCUGUGUACUUUGUAUUUGUAAACAAUAACCAGUUGGGGGUGGGAAGAAGAUUGCUUUGUACAAAAGGGUUGUUUCUUGGUUCUAAAGUUUUGCUGCUGGAGAUGGUAAAUAAAUAUUGUACUGCUUUGCUGUGUUUA
Hipposideros armiger (great roundleaf bat) is the source of this 11293-nucleotide messenger RNA. RefSeq names its product zinc finger protein 451 (gene ZNF451). Gene Ontology annotation, cellular component: nucleus. Gene Ontology annotation, biological process: protein sumoylation; negative regulation of transcription initiation by RNA polymerase II. Gene Ontology annotation, molecular function: DNA-binding transcription factor activity, RNA polymerase II-specific; sequence-specific DNA binding; SUMO ligase activity. The transcript is spliced from 4 exons. Lineage: Eukaryota; Metazoa; Chordata; Mammalia; Chiroptera; Hipposideridae. The record is from RefSeq and is a predicted model, not a curated record. Bases 866 to 2545 code for a protein of 559 amino acids.